Messenger RNA from Clonostachys rhizophaga, 651 nucleotides. The record is from the annotation of a GenBank genome assembly. NCBI's taxonomy places the organism in Eukaryota, Fungi, Ascomycota, Sordariomycetes, Hypocreales, Bionectriaceae.
AUGUCUACGGCCAGCUCUGUUACGCGCAUGCCUGAUCCUGGCCGACCGUCUACCCAACUUCGACCUGCUGCUCUCUACUACCCGGAUACUACCGCGGUAUUCUAUGCCUCUGUGUUCAAAUACAACAACAACGAAUUUACUCAGACCUUGGUUGUCAACUGCGCCACUUCCUGUGGCUCUGAUGGCAUCCCCGAGCAAACCAUCACGGUAAAAGUUGACAACACAUUGUCAUUCGCUGGCAAUCAUGUUUUGUCAGGCAGCCGCACCGCCUGGGGGUUUGGAGCGACAGGUGGUCAGAAAAGCUCGUUCAGGUACGCUGCCAUCACAGUAAAGGAUGGUGAAAAGUUCAAUCUUCCGGCGAGUUCACUAGAGGUCCCAGCCUGCUUCGUAGCGUCACGCCUUCAAGUAGUCACAGUGACCACUGGCCUCGACCGAAUCUACGGCUGGGGUACCUACAAUGAUAACUCCGACGUUAUGACAACUUGGAAGGAACGUGUGAUGUCUAGUCUCAGCUGCACACCAACUCCAGAGCACAGCACAACACAACACAAACUGGGGGCACAUCUGCAUCUGGAGUUGCCGAGACGGGCUCAAAGACAACAGCAGCUGGGGCAGCCACGGCAACGAAUUCUGAGGGUUCUAGUGGUCUAA